ACCGAUCGCUGAACUCACAACGGAGAUGGCUAAGCUUUUAAGAGAUGUUAAGGUUUUUUUCACCAAAGACAUUAAUUUGGAAAGAAAAGGGUCGCCCAUUUCUCCCUCGACCUGGACGAAGGCAAAUGAGAGAAUUCUAUGUUAUCUUGGGUUCUGUAGAGACACGCUUCAUUACAAAGACAUCAGCCCAGAUCUAUUUUUAAGAACACGGUUACUCGAAAGGUAUCUGGAUUAUUUAAAGACGGACAGGAAGCUUGCAUCGUCUACCCUAGCCAAUCACGCUGCCUCCUUGAUCUACCCAGCAAAAUUCUUGAACCGAGAACACGCCGUCACCCUCUACAGGGAUGUCAAAGUCGUUUCGCAGCUGAGGGGUGCCUGCAAUGCGUUUCAGAGGCAGGCCCGCGCUGCGCAGCCCACGCAAGAGGACCUUGUCAAUGCAAAUAAGUGGUUGCCAUGGGAUGAGGUGAUUCAUUGUGUGGACAUGCAGACAGAAAGAUUUGACAUGGCACGCUCACAGAGUGCCAAGGCUAGGGAGAGCAGGAAUCUGCUGUCGAUCGCGCUUUUCGUAUUGAUACCUCCUUCCAGAGGACAAGAGAUCCGGACACUGCGAAUUGCCCCGUCCGUUGACAGAGAACACGUCCAGGAACUGAAUUCAUUAGUCUUGAAUUCAGAUGGCACCCUCAUGUUCAGAUUCGAGGAUUACAAAACAUAUGGCUCUCAUGGGGUUGAUGUCACAAAUUUGCCAGAAGAUCACAGAUUGAACGUCAUCAUAAGGGAAUAUCUGGACAAAUACAGAGAUAUUCUUCUCGACGCCUCUGACGAUGGCACAACCAACAAUUUUCUUCUCCUGACAGAUAAAGGAAAACCCUUUAGUGGUCCCGCAUUCUCAACCCACAUGAAGUCUGUCUUUUACCACCUAACAGGAGUGAGUGUCAACUUGCACCUUCUGAGAAGCUCCUUCGUGACUUAUUGUUAUGGGGACAGCCAGUGCACCGACGCAAUGAAAGACAGUUUGGCGUCGGCCUUGAGACACACAAGGAAGCAAGCUCAACUCACCUAUGACCGUAGAAAUCAUUAA
Messenger RNA from Nematostella vectensis (starlet sea anemone), 1078 nucleotides. RefSeq lists its product as uncharacterized. Lineage: Eukaryota; Metazoa; Cnidaria; Anthozoa; Actiniaria; Edwardsiidae. Gene Ontology annotation, molecular function: DNA binding. The record is from RefSeq and is a predicted model, not a curated record. Gene Ontology annotation, biological process: DNA integration; DNA recombination. The coding region runs from base 26 to 1078 and encodes 350 amino acids. The transcript has 9 exons.